Molecule: messenger RNA, 3240 nt
Organism: Fulvia fulva
Lineage: Eukaryota; Fungi; Ascomycota; Dothideomycetes; Mycosphaerellales; Mycosphaerellaceae
Product: Ubiquitin carboxyl-terminal hydrolase 4
Exons: 1
Coding region: 1-3240 (1079 amino acids)
Biological process (GO): protein deubiquitination
Cellular component (GO): cytoplasm
Molecular function (GO): cysteine-type deubiquitinase activity
Source: RefSeq, a predicted model, not a curated record
AUGAGCGCUGCGGGGCCUUUGCCGCCGCCAUACCCUUCAUCCUCGCAACCUAAUGGCCGUUCGACAAAUACAAACGGCAGUGGCGAGCGCGUCUUUGCGCACAUACAGGAUCUCCAGGCGGAGGCCCUGACGGACUUCUCGCCUCAGCAGUCGGUGGGCACAUUGCUGAACCGCGCGGAGACGGCUUUGGCGCAGGCAAAGACGUACAUCGAUUUCCGUCGCCCAGACCUUGCCUUUGUGAACUACCUCAGAGCCUACGAGAUUGCAGUCGAUGUUCUGCCGAGGCACAAGGACAAGACACACUUUAUUCACGAUCAACAUGGAGAAGAGAAGUUGCGGCUGUUACAGCGGAGGAUCAACUCGAUGGACGAGCAGUUUGAGAGCAUCAAGAAGAUCAUUGUGAAUAACAACAGCCGAUCUGGCGUACAACCAAAGAGCCAACUACGACAGACACAAUCGUCCGGUCAUGUCCGAGCGGAGUCCACUAGUGCCAUGGCACUUUCUGGCGCUCAUAAAGUGAAGCCAUCGGUUUCCCCCAAGCCAGAAAAGCUUCAUGCCAGAGCAGUCUCACAGGCACCCACUGGCACGGAUGGCUCGCUCUCAUCGCCGACUGCAGACGCCUUGAACGACCGAUUUGCCAAGCUGCGAGGCAUUGGACAAGCCGAUGCUGCCAAAAGGCCAGACUCCAGAGGAUCAACCUCCUCGGUCCACAAUUUGGCCAUGCCAACCGCUAGUGAAUAUGGCGGUGGGUUCGAUGUCUUUGGCGGACCACUCUCGAGCAAACCGCUGGGACCUCGUGGUAUGCCGGAUGCUGGCCCGGGUCGACCAUCCAAGUUGCCACUAGAUACGGAACUUGCUGCGGCCAUGCCCAAAGCGCCCAGUCCAACAUACAGUCCUGCCCGUAAUAUGCAGGUCACAGGGAACAUCGCACCACCUAGGCACAGUGCACGCAGUCUUGCAGGUUCCAGUAGUCGAAAGUCGUCUUUGGCUCCGACACCGACCGCAAUGACACCUAACGGCACGGGAGGUGAUUACUUUUCGAACAUGCAGACCACAGGAUUCGUGCCGGGCCAAAUGCCGCGAAGGAAGUCUGUGCAUAUGCCCAAGGAGACUCGCAUUGGGGCUGAAAGGCUAUACGACUAUCUGGAACGAUUCAACAUCCUAUUGAUCGACUUUCGGUCUCGAGAGGAGUUUGAUCAGGGUCAUAUCUUCACACGAAACAUACUGUGCGUCGAUCCAUUGACCACGCGCCAAGGCAUCAGCGCUUCGGAAUUAGCCGAUAAAUUGGUUCUGUCGCCUGAGGAAGAGCAAGAACUCUUCCAUGAUAGAGACAAGUUUGAUCUGGUUGUGUAUUACGAUGACCACACGCAGUCAGAAAGCUACAUCUCAAGGCCGACUAGCGAUGCAGAGACGAAGUUGCAGUAUCUCCAUGAAGCGCUGUACGAGUUCAACCACGAUAAGCCUUUGCAAAGACCACCGAUUCUUCUCAUUGGCGGCAUCAGCGCCUGGGUUGAUCUGAUGGGUAACCAAGCAUUGCUGAUGUCACAGACGCAAGCCAGAGUGAAACAAGGCCGUCCGCUCCAACGGCGGCCACCACCGCGAGACGGUCCAAUGCGACCACCAAAGCGACGGUUGAGAGAAUACAAUCCACUAGAUCCCGAGGAAGAAAAGAAGUGGCGGGAUCGUGCCAAGAGCGAGAGUGUUCCGGAGACGCCAGCUUUCACGCGCUCCAGCGAAGACGAGGACGACGAUGAUGAGGACGGAGAUGCUUUGCAAAAGUACCCGAACAUUGAUGACUUCAAUGCUCGAUUCCCAGAAGCUGGUUCAUUGGGAAAGCAGGUCACCAACGGUGUGGCCGCUCGACAAGUCCCCGACCGACCUGGGAAGAUACCGGUAUAUCCAGCAGCGCCAUCGCCUUCAGUCUACCCCCCUGUGCCCAGUCGACCAGCACCAGCAGCGCCGCGCAUGAGCUACACUGGUGUCAGCGACAGAGUUGUGUCUCACACAACGCCAACUACCAGAUCGUCGAGCUCUUUGAUCCCGUACAUUCCAACAAAGUACCUCUCCUCCAAUCUUCGCCUGCCGAGAACGGGCCUCGUCAACUUUGGCAGCACUUGUUACAUGAAUGCUACUCUCCAGGCGUUAUCCGCGACCACACCGCUGUCCAUCCUCUUUCUGGACGAUCAAUUCAAAAGUCUCGUGCAAAAGGACAACUGGAAAGGGAGUCGUGGGUUACUCCCUGACAUUUACGCGAACACCGUGCGAUCUUUGUGGAAGGGGGACAUGAACUGCAUCAAGCCGACCACACUGUUCAACUUUGUGGGACGACUCAAUAGCAUGUUCCGUGAUCCUGGCCAACAGCAGGAUGCACAAGAGUUCUUCAGCAUGAUUGUGGAUGUGCUUCACGAGGACUUCAACGCAAUGUGGGCACGCACACCGCUACGUGCCUUGACAGAUCAGGAAGAACAGAAGCGCGAGCGGAUGCCAAAGAUCCAUGUUGCAAAAACAGAGUGGGGUCGGUACACUCACCGUGAGAACUCGUUCCUCACUUCACUGUUCUACGGCCAGCAGUCCUCGAGGCUAAAGUGCCCGCAAUGCGGUCUCACCAGCACUCAAUACGAUGCUUGGGCGCUUCUUCAGGUCGAAAUACCUGACUGUCGCGAGGCCAACAUCCAAGACUGCUUUCGCCAGCAUUUCAAGGAUGAACUACUUGACGAGGACAAUCGGUGGACCUGUCCCAACUGCAAGGCACCGCGGCGUGCCUGGAAGAAACUCACCAUGACUCGUGCGCCACCGUUCCUUGUUGUCGGGCUCAAGCGCUUCAAGACGAACCCCCGCACUGGCGACCAGAGGAAAAUACACACUGCUGUGCGCUUCCCACUUGACGGGCUAGAUAUGGAAGAGUUCAUGUUGCCGCAGCCGUCUCCUCAGGAGGCGCAAGCUAUAGCAAGCACAUAUGGCGCCGAAGCACUGAAGACGGAUGUGACACUUACACCACCUUAUACGUACGACGCAUAUGCUGUAGUACGGCACAUGGGCGAGUCGACACGAAGUGGUCAUUACACUGCUGCAGUCCGAGAUAAAGUCAGGAACUGCUGGCGUUAUUUCAACGACACGAGUGCGCAGGACUUCGACCCGAGGACAUUGAGCUCGUCGAAAGCUCUGGACAAUGAUCAGGCAUACUUGGUAUUCUACCAGAGGCGAUCGCCGAAUGAGGCCGCAACACCAAACAAGUUCUGA